AUGAACACGUUUUGGGACUUUGUCGACUGGCUCCUCCCGCCGGUGCGCAUCGUCGACGACCUUGCGGACGGCCCCUCCGAUUCUUCAUACAGGCGGCCAAGUCACCACCAUUCCUCGCAUUCGUCACGCCGACUAUCUGGCAAGGACCAGGACAAGGAUAGAGAACGAGACCGAGAUCGCGAACGAGACCGCGACCGUGAACGGGACCGGCGGAGGGAAAGGGAGAAAGAGGAGAGGAGGCAUACUCUCUCUCCCUCACCUAUCCCCUCCACGUCGCCUACAUCCUCGACCUAUCCUUCCGUUUUGCAACAUUCCGCCGAGGCCGCUCUUGCAGACCCGAAGCGGCUCCGCCUGCUGUAUACUUCCUUGCGCGCGACUUACUCAGAUGCACGCCAAACGAUCCUCUCUCAAGCGGAAGAGCUUGCCUCGCUCAAAGGCUUCCUCUCCAAGACUGACGACUGGUCGGGCGCGCAGCUGCUCCAAGCUCUCGCGGACCUCAACUCGGAAAUCAUCCAGCUGUCAGCGUCCGUAGCGGAGGAGUUCGCGACCAAUCUGCGGGUGGAUACGCGGGUGCCCAUCGUCGCAAAGGAGCGCGAUAGGGAGAUCGUAAGGCCUGCGCUGGGGAGGGAGAUGACCAAGCUGCUGGAGGAGAGGGAACAUGCGCAGGACCCGACGCUGGUGCAGUUCGCGCUGCAGGCGUGGGAGGUGUGGUGCGUGACGCGGGUGAUGGACGCGUUCUGCUAUGGCCUGCCGAAGGACGUAGACGAGUCGCUGCGAAGGAUAUUCGAUCGUAUGCAGCGCGAAGAACCCCAGCCGACAACCUCGCGCUGGCGCGCCCUCACCUACAAGCACGCGCGCUCGCUCCUCACCCGCCCGACGGAUGCCUCCGAGCCUUCCUCCCCCGACACGGUCACGCCCUCGCCCUUCAAUUCCGCCCCUUCGACGAUCGCGUCCGCAUCGUCCCUACCCCCUCCCCUGCUUUCGCUCACGGAGGCGAACCUCCGCGGGGUGCUCGCGAUCCUCGCGCUCGCUGGGUGCACGGACGCGCGGGGCCUGCACCGGGACCCGCUCCGUGCGCGCUACGGCUCCGCGCUGUCGAGGAUCAGUGCGAGGGCAGAACGGAUAUCGAGCGUCGUGAAGGAGGGCGUGCUGAGCGGGAUGUUCGAGGUCGUGUGGUGCCGGCCGUGUCGUGGGGGCAGCACGUCGAAGGCCAAGCGGUCGAGCUCGACAAGACGCGCGAGUUCGGUCCCCGCGGAGGGCGCGAAGGUGCAGAAUCCGCUGGACAUCAACAUCGAGGAGAUUGGGGCGAACAGGGGGAAGGGGAAGGAAAGGGAGUGGGUGAAGGAGGUCGAGCGCGCGAGGAAGGGUGUGGAUGAUGACGACUACGACGAAGAGAGGACCCAAAGCGGAGAGAGGGACGAGAACGGGGACCAGAUGUUCGACUGGAAGACGAUGGAGAACGUCUAUGCGGGUCACUGCAACGAGCGCUGUCGCGUCCUGUGCACUGUCGAGCUCGGGCUCGCGUUCUCCCGCCGCCUCCCUGAAGAAGAGAAGGAGGAGAGCAUUGAUGGCGACGGAAUGGUCGUUUCGAACGGGGGGACCGGAUCUGGGUCGCGGCCUACGUCGAGGAUCUCGGCGAUGUCCAGCCUGUCGAGACCGGUGUCGAUGGGUGGGGUUGGGCUAGACGGAGUGGGGAGCGGGAACGUGAGCCUGAGCAGCAACGGGCAGACGGUGGAUGCGAACAGGAUGGUGCGGAACCUGCUCCUCAAGCCGAAGGUGCUGCUGGAGAGCGUGGUCGACAUCCUGUAACCGAUCCUCUGCCCUGCAUGUGCCCCGCGGAAACGUGCUCCUGGCCUGCGGAGAAGCGUGGAUCUGACUGGAGGUGGAGGGCUGUGGACGUCUGCGUGCAUCGUGCGUUCGCCAUGGUCGUGCGGCAUGAUGGCCUGCUCUCUAUCGCCCGUCAUCCGUCCGCGCCCUUCUUCCCCACACCGGUAAUCAACCCUAACGAAUGAAAGGCGAACGUGCUACGUAUCAGUUGUCGAUCCGUUUGCUGUUUCCUCUCCGCUGCCUGUGCGCCUGGCAUGCUUGCGGAUGCCCUGCAUCCCCUCCCAUCACUCCCUGGAGCCCAAAAUACUACCUGUGAUCUCUUCCGAAAGGACCAAUCAAUGAAGGUUGUACAUAUAACGAUCCCUUCUCGCAUCCCAUAUUCCCAUAUAUCUUUAGCUCAUCUACGGUUCCUCGCAGUCUUGCUUUCCAUCUCGCAUGCAUUUACUCGCGAAUCCCGCUCCGCAUUCUGUCCCCCGGUAUCUUCGCUCCGACUCAGACUGUCAUGUACCACCACUGCCUACCACCUAUCGCACAGUCCCGCUACCUGUCCUGACCAGCGUCCAUAUCCGUAGAACCCUCAUUCUUCAACGUCCCGCGUACCUUCACACCUGCAAUCAUCCUCACGGCCUUUCAUGACUUCGCAUAUAUAUCUAGCAUACCGGAUGCCUUCUCCUAAUCAUGCAAUACGG
Messenger RNA from Dichomitus squalens LYAD-421 SS1, 2516 nucleotides. RefSeq lists its product as uncharacterized. The transcript is spliced from 4 exons. The record is from RefSeq and is a predicted model, not a curated record. Lineage: Eukaryota; Fungi; Basidiomycota; Agaricomycetes; Polyporales; Polyporaceae. Bases 1 to 1809 code for a protein of 602 amino acids.